GAGGCUUACGUGUUUGCUAUGGUUCCAGUUUGCCGGCGAUUGCACUGACAUCGACUGCUAAUAAAUUCCGCCCCUUUUGUCGUACAUAUUCAGUCACACAGAAACAAGUGCCUAAGAAAAUGGCAGCAGAGAGAACGUUGCCUCAAAUAUUUAAGUUUGUUGAUAAGAAUGCGGAAUCUUACAAAGCUCUUUUAAAAGAAGCAGUUGCUAUUCCAUCAGUGUCGUGUGAUCCUAAAUACCGAGAUGAUUGUGUACGAAUGGUACAUUGGAUGCAGGAUAAAUUAAAGGAAGUAGGAGCAUCAACGGAACUAAGAGAUAUUGGUUAUCAAACGAUUGAUGACAAACAAAUAAAACUGCCUCCUGUUCUUAUUGGUAGCUUAGGAAACGAUCCUACAAAGAACACAAUUUGUGUGUAUGGACAUUUGGAUGUCCAACCGGCCCUUAAAUCUGAUGGUUGGGAAACUGAGCCAUUUGAUCUGCAAGAAAGAAAUGGUAAGCUCUAUGGGCGAGGCUCUACUGAUGACAAAGGACCAGUGUUGGGCUGGCUACAUGCAAUCAAUGCAUACAAAGGCAUUGGUGAAGAGCUACCAGUUAACUUAAAAUUCAUAUUUGAAUGUAUGGAAGAAUCUGGAUCUGAAGGCCUUGAUGAAUUGCUAAUGGAAAAACUAAAACCAGAAGGUUUCUUUGAUACUGUGGACUAUGUGUGCAUUUCUGAUAAUUACUGGUUAGGCACUACCAAACCUUGUAUCACAUAUGGUUUGAGAGGGAUAAGUUAUUAUUUCCUUGAGGUUGAGUGUGCCAAAAUGGAUCUACACAGUGGUGUUUAUGGGGGCACUGUUCAUGAAGCUAUGUCGGAUUUAAUUUAUUUAAUGAACACACUGGUCGACAAAGACGGCAAGAUCCUAAUCACCGAUGUCUAUAAAUCUGUUGCUCCGUUGGUUGAAAGUGAAAAGAAAUUAUACAACUCAAUUGACUUUGAUCCUGAGGCAUACAGACAAUCAAUUGCGGCUCAUAAACUCGCACAUAACGGGGUCAAGGAACAGCUCUUGAUGCACCGCUGGAGAUACCCCAGCUUAUCAUUGCAUGGAAUUGAAGGAGCCGCUUUCCAGCCCGGAGCGAAAACUGUUAUUCCAGGAAAAGUAAUUGGAAAAUUCUCUAUUCGUAUUGUACCGAAUCAGGAACCAGAAGAGAUCGAGCAGCUUGUAUUUGAUUAUAUCAACAAAAAGUGGGCGGAGCGUGGGUCGCCCAACAAGAUGCGCAUCACGGCGCAGAGUGGUCGCGCGUGGACCGAGAACCCCGACCACCCGCACUACCAGGCCGCCGCUCGUGCCACCAAGCUCAUCUACCAGACGGAUCCCGACAUGUCUCGUGAGGGCGGUUCCAUCCCGGUGACGAUCACACUGCAGGAGGCCAGCUCUCGCAACGUGCUGCUGCUGCCCAUGGGCGCCGGGGACGACAUGGCGCACUCGCAGAACGAGAAACUCAAUGUGCGGAACUACAUCGAGGGCAUCAAACUUUUUGCUGCUUACUUGUACGAAGUUGGAAUUCUUCCAAAAUAAUCGAAGAGAUCUUCUCUUCGUAUCAUUUUGUAUUGAAGUCGGUGAACACUUAAAUAUAAAUAUCGUGUUUUCGUCCAAUACUUUGAUAUUUCUAUUAUUAUUGUUGUAUUAAUUUAGCGUCAGACUACAUAUACCGUGGAGGUUUAAAAUAUUUACAGCGAAAUGUUCUAACAUUCCUUACUAAGUACAAGAAAUUUUGUUCGCAUUUUACAUUCAAACGGAUUGCGGAGUGCCUUAUUUAUCAGCAUAAUAUAAACAUGACAUUAAGACUGUAUUCGAUUAAUAUUUUAAAAUCCAACGUAUGGUUUGUAAUUUCGAACUUCAUAAUAAAGGCGAGCAUUACAGCUUCGGUCCAAAGAGGCUUAUAUGAAUAAUUUGGUCUAAGCGACCACUGGUAUGUGUUUUAAUACUGUUUGCAUAAUAUUUUUUAUGAUUUUCGCUUUACUCGGUUAAGAACCUUGUAUUUUUAUAUUAUUUUAUUCUGCAUAAUAAAGUUUGUUAAUUUAAA
This is a messenger RNA of Vanessa atalanta (red admiral), 2067 nucleotides long. RefSeq names its product cytosolic non-specific dipeptidase (gene Cndp2). NCBI's taxonomy places the organism in Eukaryota, Metazoa, Arthropoda, Insecta, Lepidoptera, Nymphalidae. Gene Ontology annotation, biological process: proteolysis. The transcript has 9 exons. The record is from RefSeq and is a predicted model, not a curated record. Bases 120 to 1559 code for a protein of 479 amino acids. Gene Ontology annotation, molecular function: metallodipeptidase activity.